AUGUCCUCGUCAUCAUCAUCAUACUCGUACACAUCGUACACCCCGCAAAAGGGCACCUCAUACUCGCGCCCCUCCACCUCAUCAACCACAUACUCAACCUCCUCAUCAUCAUCAUACCAGAGCUACUACACACAAUCCGGCGCAAACACCACCUCGUCAUCGUCGCGGAGUCAGCGCUACAGCAAGCCACCAAUCAUCCACAAUGGCGGAGGCAAGAUUAACGACCCCAACACGUCGACUUCGGCACCAAAUGGCGGAUACUACACUUGA
Molecule: messenger RNA, 270 nt
Organism: Bipolaris sorokiniana ND90Pr
Lineage: Eukaryota; Fungi; Ascomycota; Dothideomycetes; Pleosporales; Pleosporaceae
Exons: 2
Coding region: 1-270 (89 amino acids)
Source: RefSeq, a predicted model, not a curated record